This is a messenger RNA of Penicillium angulare, 1971 nucleotides long. RefSeq lists its product as uncharacterized. The record is from RefSeq and is a predicted model, not a curated record. NCBI's taxonomy places the organism in Eukaryota, Fungi, Ascomycota, Eurotiomycetes, Eurotiales, Aspergillaceae. Gene Ontology annotation, molecular function: long-chain fatty acid-CoA ligase activity; long-chain fatty acid transmembrane transporter activity. Bases 1 to 1971 code for a protein of 656 amino acids. The transcript has 3 exons.
AUGCCUCUGCCUUUCUUGCCUGAUAUACCACUGAGCCUUGCUCUCCCCGCAGCGGCAACGGCCUUAGCUUACCUCAACGCCAAACACUCCGUCUUCUACGAUGCGAAAUUUAUUGCGGCUGCGGCCAAGAUGAGCGUGAGGACAAGAGUAGCAGAGCGAAAGGACCAUUUGAAUAUAUUUUAUGUCCUCGAACAGAACGCCCUCUCACCAAAAACCGCUAAUCAUGAAUUCAUUGUGUACAAUGGGCAAUCAUGGACAUUUCACGAAGCUUACAUCACUGUUCUUCGUUUCGGUAACUGGUUCAAGAACGUACACAAUGUGAAAUCCAGAGAAAUUGUCGCUCUGGACUGCAUGAAUUCAUCAAGUUUUGUCUUCAUGAUACUUGGCUUGUGGAGUAUUGGAGCGAGUCCGGCGUUGAUUAAUUUCAACUUGACCAACAAACCCCUCGCUCACUCCCUUAAGGUAUCUACCGCAAGACUGGUCAUUGUUGACGAUGAAAUCCGCGAACACUUCACGCCUGAAUUGCUCGAGACAUUCGCGUCUUCAGAAUUUCGCGAUGGGAAGGGCCCAUUGCAAGUGGAAUAUUUGACUGUUGAUCUAGAAGCACAAAUAAUUAAAGAGGAGCCCGUGCGGCAAGAUGAUAAGGAGCGUGCUGGUGCUCUUCAGCGUGACAUGGCCUUCCUGAUCUACACAAGUGGUACAACUGGCCUUCCUAAACCUGCGAUUGUCAGUUGGCAAAAGUGUUGGAUUAGUGUUAUUUUUGUGGGUCACUGGAUGGGCCUCACCUCCCAAGACCGCUUUUAUACGUGUAUGCCUCUAUAUCACUCAUCGGCAGCGAUGCUCGCAUUCGUGAAUUGUAUUCAAUGCGCCUCGACACUAGUUAUCGGCCGCAGGUUUUCUGCGCGGAAUUUCAUGAGUGAGGCUCGCGAUACCAAUGCAACAAUCAUACAAUACGUCGGCGAGACUUUGCGGUAUAUCUUGGCCACACCUCCCAACAUCGACCCGGCAACCGGAGAGGAUUUGGACAAAAAGCAUAAUAUUCGCCUCGCUUUUGGCAAUGGCCUACGUCCGGAUAUUUGGAAUCGCUUUAAGCAGCGUUUCAACAUUCCUACCAUUGCCGAAUUCUAUGCUGCCACUGAAGGUACUAAUGGGUCGUGGAAUCUCUCGUCCAAUGAUUUCUCCGCCGGCGCGAUCGGACGAAAUGGUACUAUUGGAAACCUCAUUCUCAAUCGGCAUGUUACCGUCGUAGACGUGGACUGGGAGACCCAGGAACCAUGGCGCCAUCCAAAGACCGGUCUCUGCAGAAAGACCCCUCGUGGCGAUCCCGGUGAACUUCUUCUUGUUCUCGACUCUUCAGACCCAAAUGCCUCUUUCCAAGGAUACUUCAAGAACCCAGAGGCUACUGAGAAGAAGAUUUUGCGAAAUGUUCUUGUAAAGGGCGACGCUUACUUCCGUACAGGUGAUAUGGUUCGAUGGGAUAAGGAGGGGAGAUGGUAUUUUUCUGAUCGUCUGGGUGAUACAUUCCGCUGGAAGAGCGAGAAUGUCUCAACUAGCGAGGUAUCUGAGGUAAUGGGGGCUCACCCAGCCGUACACGAAGCCAACGUUUACGGCGUGGCUCUGCCCAACCAUGAUGGCCGGGCUGGAUGUGCGGCAUUGAUCACAAGUGACCAGCUUGCUAGCGGCCAAUUGACAGGGUUGGCACUGGAGCCUAGCCGUACCACACUUGAUGAUAUUGCUGCCCAUACGCUUAAGAAUUUACCACGAUAUGCCGCCCCGAUAUUCCUCCGCGUCAUGCCCGAAAUGCCAGCCACCGGUAACAUGAAGCAGCAGAAACAGGACUUGCGUACUCAGGGCGUAGACCCUGAGCAGAUCUCCAAGGACCACCGUAUUUAUUGGCUUCAAGGCAGCACCUAUGUCCCUUUUGAGCACCGAGACUGGGACAGACUCAAUGGUGGCCAGGUCCGUCUGUGA